CUUGUCCAAGUCCCUGUAUCUUGCAUCAGUACUGCAUAUGGCUCUUGUCCUUGCCAUCCGACGUAUUUCGUAUGAUCGUUCUAGUCCUGACAUCCCCUCCCAAUCAACACCGCUUCCAAUUCAAGGAGUUGUUACUAUCGCAUUAUGUUCAUGACAUGGGUACCAUGACAUCUGGGCCUGAUAGUGACGGUCUCACUCGUGACCCACGUUAUCGUCUCGAGCACGCACUCCUUGCUGCCUGGAUUAGCUGGAAGAGUGUGCACUACGAUUUCUCUCGAGUAGAUCGCGUAGCAGCACUUCUCUGGAAGUCAGUGCUAGCGGGAACAUUGAUGGACCAGUAGCCAUGGUUAGGUGCAUUCACAUUUUUCUUGCUCUUUGGCUUCGCGGACGAAGCCGAGAAGCACCACUGCGUAGCUUUCAGCUCCGUCAUAAGCACUUCUCUUGGCUCUACAAUGAGCACGCUUUCGCCGCAUGGACCGUUAGUAAACGAACUGAGAAAGAUCAUCGCGCCCUUACUCAACAAAUGGCGUCUGCUCAAGGAAGAUGGCACAAAUUAGCCCAAGGAAAAUUCCACAGCUGGAGAUAUGCGUACUAGGCGAUGAUCACAUUGUAUUCGAGGCGAGUUAAUAUGAGUUCCUCCGAGUCGGUCUCUGACACCCGACAUCAUGCCUCACGGUUCUGAGGACUAGCGACUACUAUGUUGUCGCUGGGUUAGUCAGUCAAUGCCUAUCCAUUUUGUGACGCAGCUCUUAUAGCUCACAGCAUUGCCCUUUGCUCGGCCUUUUGGUUCAGGC
Molecule: messenger RNA, 794 nt
Organism: Desarmillaria tabescens
Lineage: Eukaryota; Fungi; Basidiomycota; Agaricomycetes; Agaricales; Physalacriaceae
Exons: 3
Coding region: 344-595 (83 amino acids)
Source: RefSeq, a predicted model, not a curated record